Molecule: messenger RNA, 813 nt
Organism: Aspergillus alliaceus
Lineage: Eukaryota; Fungi; Ascomycota; Eurotiomycetes; Eurotiales; Aspergillaceae
Exons: 4
Coding region: 82-813 (243 amino acids)
Source: RefSeq, a predicted model, not a curated record
ACAGAACCGCCGUCAUUCAGGAGAAGAGAAACUGUUCAUGCGAUAUCGCUUGAGUAGGAUUGCUCAGACUUUGUUCCGAAAAUGCAGAUCAUCAACUCCCUCCUGGUCUUGGCGCUUUAUGCGGUUGGUAUCCAACAAGCACUAGCUGUGCCUGUUAACCCUGAGCCCGAAGCUGCCGGUGAGAGUAAUGCCGUCCUUGCAACUGGCAGCGGCGAUAGUCAAAGCGACCCCAUCAAGGCCAACCUGGAGAUCAAGGGCCAGAGUGCCCUGCCAUUUGACGUCGACUGCUGGGCUAUUCUCUGCAAGGGCGCCCCAAAUGUCUUACAGCGAGUGAAUGAAAAGACGAAGAAUGGUAACCGCGACCGGAGCGGCGCGAACAAAGGACCGUUCAAAGAUCCUGCGAAAUGGGGCAUCAAAGGCCUCCCAGCCAAGAAUCCAUCCUGGAGCACACAGGAAUUCAAGUCGCCUGAGGAGUAUGCGUUUGCGUCCUCUCUUCAGGGUGGAACUGGCGCCGUCCUCGCGCCUGUCAACCUCGCCGCUCAGAACUCUCAGGGUGGUAUUCUCAACGGAUUCUACUCAGCGAACAAAGUCAAGCAGUUUGAUCCCAGCAAGCCUAGCGAGACAAAAGGCACCUGGUUCCAGAUCACCAAAUUCACUGGCGCUGCGGGCCCUUAUUGCAAAGCUCUUGGGAACAAUGACAAAGCUGUUUGCGCUAAGAACCACAAUGCUGCAGGGGACUGGGGCUACGACCCGGCCAACUGGGCAUACACAUAUGACCAGAGCAACAACAAGUUUAAGUAUGUUGGUAAGUAG